Closterium sp. Yama58-4 is the source of this 3589-nucleotide messenger RNA. The record is from the annotation of a GenBank genome assembly. NCBI's taxonomy places the organism in Eukaryota, Viridiplantae, Streptophyta, Zygnematophyceae, Desmidiales, Closteriaceae.
GAAUCUACCUGAGCUCAGUCUAAGCGGGUCCAUUCCGGAUUCCAUCAGCAGCCUCCGCGAGCUCUCUAUUCUAUAUCUUAUCAAAAAUCGGUUCACUGGCUCAAUCCCCAGUACAAUCAGCAUCCUUACAAACCUGCAGCAACUAUAUCUUCAGUACAAUCACCUCACUGGCUCAAUCCCCGCUGAAAUCGGCAUUCUUACGAACUUAAGAUUCCUAAUACUCUCUGUCAAUCAGCUUAGCGGCACAAUUCCUGCUGAAAUCAGCAACCUUUCCAAACUUUAUUAUCUAGGUCUUUCAAGCAAUCAACUCACCGGCACAAUUCCCACUGCAGCAAUAGGCAACUUUCUAAACCUGAAUUACCUAUAUCUUCAGUACAAUCAGCUCACAGGCUCAAUCCCCACUGAAAUAGGAACCCUUACAAACCUCAUACACCUAUAUCUUGAUCACAAUCAGGUCACUGGCUCAAUCCCUACUGCAAUUGGCAUGCUUACAAACCUAAAGCGCCUAAGUAUUGAUAGCAAUCAGCUAAAUGGCUCUAUCCCCACCACAAUCGGCAUGCUUACAAACCUAGAAAUCCUAGGUCUUUCAAGCAAUCAGCUCACUGGCGCAAUUCCCACUGCAAUAGGCAACCUUUUUUAUCUGCAAUACCUGUCACUUUCUGAAAACCGGCUCAGUGGCACAAUUCCUGCUACAAUCAGCAACCUUCCAGUACUGAGUUAUCUUGGUCUAUGCCGCAACUACCUCACAGGCCCCCUUGUGAAUCUCCCAGUCAACUCCCAAGCGGAUCUGACCGACAACUACCUGUCGGGUGUUGUGUCCGCACCAGACUGCCGUCGACUCAACAUCGUCGCCAACUGCUUCGCACCAAGCAAAGCCUGCCGCCCUGCCAUGCAGCGGCCCGCAGCACAGUGCAUGGCAUUCUGUGGCAUCUCUCCAACCGCUUUCGCCUGUGGUGGUCGGGGCGUGUGCUACCCAGAUGGGCCUAGUUUGGUGCCAACGUGCCUGUGUGAUGCGGGAUCCUUGCAGCUUGGAGGAAUCACCUGUAUUUCAGGAGGCUUCCAGGGAAAUAUUCUCCCGCCAUUCACAGUGCUCACCAAGGGCACGCAGCAGGAGACGGUGGGAAAGUUCAUGGCGAAGGCAGUGACCCUCUUUAUGUACCCCCCUGGUGUGACCUCGGCAUGCGGCUUGGGUUUGGCAUUCCGAGUCAACUUCACCUUCGCUCUCAUGCCCCAGUCUGGUACCUCAAGUUCCAGCGGCUUUGCAUUUGUAAUCGCGGCAAAGCCCAAGGCAGGAAAACCUGGUGGUGUGGGGUAUAGUGGAGUGGGACCAAGGAGCAUGGCCGUGGUAUUCGACACGCUUCAGGAUGAUGCGGGCGAGCAGCACGUAGGGCUGAGCAUCAACGGUUCAGAAGAGCCCUUGGUCAAGGAGGUGUCUCCAUUCACACUCACAGACGGCGACUCAUACAAGGCAUGGGUGGACUAUGAGCCUGGAGAUACCGGCAACAUUCAAGUGUUCCUGUCGAAUUCAAAGUUGAAGCCAGAUGAGCCCUUGCUGCAGGGGAGUGUGUCGCUGUGUGCGGUGCUGCAGCCGGGAGUGAAGCAACCGGCGUUCUCGUUUGGCUUUGUGGCGUCCACUUCUGUGAAGCCCUUCCAGCUGCAUGGCAUUCUCUUCUCCUCUGUGCAAACAGUUGCUCCUUCACCCAAGCCAGGCCUGGUCAAUGAGAAAGCCCUUGGCCUCUCAUUGUCCGAGGCCACAUUUGCACCAUCUCGAGCCAGUCCCUUUUCGCGCUAUGUGAGUGCGGACUUCAAGCUGUCGGCCACCAAAGCGGACUCGUGGAGCAUUCGUGACUUCCACACGUGGGACUCCGUGCCCUUCCUCAACUGGCCUGUCAAGAACCAAAACGAUUGCAGUGCGUGCUGGGCGUAUGCAGUGGUGGCGAGUGUGGAGGCGGCAUACGGCAUUGCCAAGCAGCAGAGCGCCCCUCAGCUAUCAGUGCCCUCGCUCUUCGCCCUCAUGGGGCUCUCCGACUCCGACAAGUGCUCUGCUGGCGGCUCCCCCACCCAGGCCUUUGAGACGCUCGUGGCCCUCGAUGCCUCCAGCGGGCUCACAGGGGAUAGUGACCUGGCAACAAGGUACCCAGUGCAGGCGUUUGAGCGAGCGCAGUUCAAGGGGUAUGUGGGGCUCAUGCUGGCAGUGCAGCGGCAGCCAGUGGUGGUUCACAUCGAGGCGUCUGCUCCAACCUUCAUGCAGUAUGAUGGGACUUACAAAUAUCAGGAUCCUGGUUGCUACACGGGCAGUCUCAACCAUGUUGUACUCGUUAUUGGCUACUUUAUCACAAGAAACGACGGCAGCCAGAACCGCAUUGCUCCUCCGUUUUGGAUCAUUCGCAACUCGUGGGGAGAGGAGUGGGGCCAAAGGGGUCAUAUGCGGAUGGACAUUCAGGGAGGGGAUGGCGUGUGUGGCAUCAACGUGCUGCCUGGCAUCUACCCCAUUGUCAAAAUUCCAGGAGACCCCUGUGGAGAAAGCAGCUACAAGGGCGAUGGGGAUUCGCAGCCCAGCAUGAACCCGUGUGGCAGGUUCCAGUGUCAGGGGGCGACAGCAAGCAGCAACUACUGCACCUGCAAUAUACCUACCGCUACUGUGCAGCCUUUUGUGGAAGUUGCAAACAGAAUUGGCUCCACUUGUGCUUAUGUGGACGUGUGUGGGUCAUACUUCAAGAACCCCUGCUACGUGGGAGCAUGCAUCAACGAUGGCAAGGGCUCCUACUCCUGCAUCUGCCCUCCCAACCACGUUCAAAGCACAACCGUUGAUGGUUUCCCCACCUGCGAUCCAACUAAUACCACAUGCACCACAAUGACAGUCAGUGGAGACAACUGGUGGUGUUCGGAUGUUCAUCCGCUUGUAGGCCUUUCACUGUCUGACUUCACUAACCAAAAUGCGGGCAUCGACUGCAGCCAGCCAUUGCCCAAGGGCAGUGUCCUUCAGCUGGAUGGUACUCCCGCCACACCCUGCACUGCAUUCUUCUACUCCCUCAACGGGGACACCUGUGCGUCCAUCACCCCAGCGCUCAGCCUUAAUGAGGGAAGUCUCACUGCGCUCAACCCCGGCCUUGACUGCUCCAAUCCCAUCAAGGCGGGCCGCUCUGUGUGCCUCGAGCGCAGUGCUGCCUUCGCCUUCACCGUGCCCGAGUGUGUCCGAUACGGCACGCUCACACCUCAAGACACGUGCGACCGGCUUCUUCAGAGGACCGGCACUUCACAAGGGGGUGCCAGUGAGAAUCAAUGGGCUGCGCUGUACCGCAACAAUCCCGGGCUCACUUGCUCUGCCACCAUCCCUUCCUCCGCCUCGGCUGUCGGCAGCAACAUGGGUGUACAGGUUUGCCUCAGGGCAGAGUAUUGGUCAUUCACGAUGGGUUUAUGCAACAAGGGUAGGGCCAAGCCUGUCCAGCCGUCAAUGGCAUGCCCAGCUGCUUACCGCUUCUACGGUGGGGCUACCUCAACAGCAAUUGCACAAUUUCACGAGUACAAUGGCAGGUCUUGCUCUGGAACUGUAGGAGUGAAGUUUAUUUGCGUGCCAUCGUCAUUUUGA